GCGGCGGGGGAGGUGAAGGCUGGGCUGCAGCUUCUCCUGCUAUGAUGCCUGGCCAGAUACCAGACCCUUCCGUGACUGCCGGCUCUCUGCCAGGUCUCGGCCCCCUGACCGGACUCCCCAGCUCGGCCCUGACUGCAGAGGAGCUGAAGUACGCCGACAUCCGCAACAUUGGGGCCAUGAUCGCCCCCUUGCACUUCCUGGAGGUGAAACUGGGCAAGAGGCCCCAACCUGUGAAAAGUGAGCUAGAUGAGGAAGAAGAGAGAAGGAAAAGACGCCGGGAGAAGAACAAAGUGGCGGCGGCCCGAUGCCGGAACAAGAAGAAAGAGCGGACGGAGUUCCUGCAGCGGGAGUCGGAGCGGCUGGAGCUCAUGAACGCCGAGCUGAAGACCCAGAUCGAGGAGCUGAAGCAGGAGCGGCAGCAACUCAUCCUGAUGUUGAACCGCCAUCGCCCCACCUGCAUCGUCAGGACCGACAGCGUCAAGACCCCGGAGUCAGAAGGAAACCCGCUGCUGGAGCAGCUAGAGAAGAAGUGACCAGGGACUGGGAGGAGGCAGAGGAGAAGGAGGACGGGUCCAGUGGGCCCGUCCUUGGUGCAUGGAAAAACUUAACCAGGAGGCUCAGCUCGGCCAGCACCAGCCGGGCUAUUUUGUGAAACUCUUAUCAGCCACAGGAGAAGAGCAGGCUGGGGAAACCCAGAAGGACCCAGCGCCGAGACCAAAGCAGACCCACGGGAGGGGCUGUCCCGCCUGGGGCCCAGCUUGAAGGAGGCAGGACACAGGCACCAGGCCAGCGAGCGGGAUACCCAGCCAGGCGGCCUCCCCUCCAGGGCACCCACCCAAGGGACCUUCGAGCAGCCAGGAAAAGCCAUGAGUCGCAACCAAAAUGUGGCUGAGGAUGGACCUCAAAGUGAAACUGCCGUCUGCCUGUGCCGGCCCCGACCCUGACCCUGUUGGAGGCUGGAGGGGGCACAGCGUGGGGCCCCGCUGCACCCCUCGGCCCAGCCACCUCGGUCCAGCGCGGCCCUGCCCGAGCGGCAGCCGGGGCCCACCCUCGCCGGCCCCGCUGGAGUCUGCUGUGGGCACAAGGCGCGGGCGCCCUUCCAAAGCACAUACUCACUGAAUGUUUACAGACUGGCUGUCCUGGCAGGGGCUUUCAACUGCACAUGUUUUUUAUACUUUCUUUUUUUUUUUUUUUUAAUAUUUUUU
Molecule: messenger RNA, 1205 nt
Organism: Condylura cristata (star-nosed mole)
Lineage: Eukaryota; Metazoa; Chordata; Mammalia; Eulipotyphla; Talpidae
Gene: JDP2
Product: Jun dimerization protein 2
Exons: 4
Coding region: 42-533 (163 amino acids)
Biological process (GO): regulation of transcription by RNA polymerase II
Cellular component (GO): nucleus
Molecular function (GO): RNA polymerase II cis-regulatory region sequence-specific DNA binding; DNA-binding transcription factor activity, RNA polymerase II-specific
Source: RefSeq, a predicted model, not a curated record